This is a messenger RNA of Lycium ferocissimum, 1088 nucleotides long. RefSeq names its product stress-related protein. NCBI's taxonomy places the organism in Eukaryota, Viridiplantae, Streptophyta, Magnoliopsida, Solanales, Solanaceae. Bases 121 to 876 code for a protein of 251 amino acids. The record is from RefSeq and is a predicted model, not a curated record. The transcript is spliced from 3 exons.
GUGCCGGCUCCGCUAUAAAAAGGGUCUUGCUAACUACCUCCCUUUUCGAAGCUUCCCUUGUACCAAUUCCAUAAAAAGGGGUUACUUCUCUUUAUCACUCUCAUUCUCAUUUUCUGCACCAUGGCCGAGGCAGAUGUUAGGCCACCUACUGAUUCAGUAGCAGAAGAUGAGAAGAAACUCAAGUAUCUAGAUUUCGUUCAAGUUGCAGCGAUCUAUGUGAUUGUUUGCUUCUCAACUUUGUACGAAUACGGCAAAGGGAAUUCCGGCCCGUUGAAACCUGGUGUCCAGGCCGUAGAAGCCACUGUUAAAACCGUCAUCGGACCGGUUUAUGAGAAGUUCCACGACGUCCCUUUCGAUCUCCUCAAGUUCAUCGACCUAAAGGUUAUAGAGUUGAUGACAGAAGUUGAUCGCCAUGUGCCUUCUCUACUAAAGCAAGCAUCAAGCCAAGCUCUGGUAAUAGCUCACAAGGCACCAGAAAUAGCUCGAGAUCUCGCCAGCGAGGUACAGUGCGAUGGCUUAGUGGACACAGCUAGUAACGUAGCUAAAGCACUCUACACAAAGUACGAACCCACAGCCAAGGAACUAUACACAAAAUACGAGCCAGUUGUCGAGAAGAACGCGGUUUCAGCAUGGCGAUCUCUAAACAGGCUUCCUUUGUUCCCUCAAGUGGCUCAGAUUUUGGUGCCCACAGCUGCUUAUUGGAGCGAAAAAUACAAUCAAGCUGUGACCUACGCGUCCGAAAAUGGCUAUGUGGCGGCGUAUUAUUUUCCGAUUAUUCCUAUCGAGAGGAUCGCGAAGGUGUUUGAAGGCACCCCCGCCACUGAGAACGGGCAUUCUGUUUCCGCGAUUGACAGUACUGUUGCCUCGGCGCAAUGACCAUGUUGCAUUGAGGAAAUUUCAGAAGCCACUAUAGUUUGGUAGCUAAUUAUCAACCGUAGCUAUAGUUUCAGUAAUUACCUUUCGUAGCAAAACUUCAAUUGUCAUUGGGGAUGGGCCCAUUGGGCUUAAUGGGCCGCAGGGGUUAAUAACUUGGAUUUUGUUGUCGGUUGAAAUUGUUCAUCUUUAUAUCACAAGUCAUUUGUCUUAAA